CUCGAUUGUGUUAGUGUUCAUUCACAACUCUGAAUUGCAAUCUUUCUUAUUAUUAAAAUUAAUAUUUCAUCUUUUUUUCACUCAUCCAAAGAGACAAUGGCUCGCUCCGUUUGCUUCAUGGCAUUUCUGGUCUUGGCAAUGAUGCUCUUUGUUGCCUAUGAGGUGCAAGCUCGGAACAUUUGCAAAGCAAAAAGCAAGACUUUCAAAGGAUUAUGCAUUAUCGACUCGCCAUGCAGAAAAGCUUGCAUCAAGGAGAAGUUUACGGAUGGACAUUGUAGCAAACUCCAAAGAAGGUGCCUAUGCACUAAGCCAUGUGUAUUUGAUAAUAUUUCAAAUGAAGCUGAGAUGACUAUGCCUGAGGAAGCAAAAACUCUGACUGAAGCUUUGCUUGAAGAAGAGAUCAUGAUGGAGUAAUUAAGACAGAUUAAGUAUUAAUGUCACACAAAAUAAUAAAGUGUUGCCUUUCUUAAAGGGUAGCUUAUAAUGUUGUGUUCUUGGCCUCUAGUAGCCGUUAGCACACUGAAUAAGUUGUGACACGUUGACCCGCUUUUAAUCUUGUACGAGGUUCAUGUAUAUUUUAAUGAAAAAUUAUCGUGUACUGUCUUUUAUUGUA
Messenger RNA from Lycium barbarum (goji berry), 613 nucleotides. Its product is annotated as defensin-like protein. The transcript has 2 exons. The coding region runs from base 97 to 414 and encodes 105 amino acids. Gene Ontology annotation, biological process: defense response. NCBI's taxonomy places the organism in Eukaryota, Viridiplantae, Streptophyta, Magnoliopsida, Solanales, Solanaceae. The record is from RefSeq and is a predicted model, not a curated record.